AUGUUAUCCCUCAACGGCUAUGCUGUUGGGUCGUUCCUAAUUGCGCUACAUCAGCGUUAUGGUUUACGUUCUGAGAUUGACUUGUUUAUUACACAGGCUGUACUCCAAUUUCUUUGCAUGCGACAACCUUCGGCUGCUAUGCUGGCUUUCUACAUAUAUACGAGGGGUCAUCCUCGGCUAGAACCUGGUCCACCAUUCACCCGAUUUCCGCUGCUCAAUUUUAUUUGGUUUUUAUUGUUAGUCAUUGACAGGAAGGAAAGCUUUUCUGCGUUCUGCGUACUUUGCGAAAAGUACCGCCCUCAACUCAAUAGGGAUUCGACAUACGCUACCUAUCUGGACAUAAUAAGCCGUCAAUAUUUUUCCACUCCUCCCAGUGAUACGAAUAAUAUGUUUUCGCGUUUAUUGAAAAUGUUUGGCGGUCCCGACGAAGAUGCGGAUGAUUUGAUUACGGCCGGCCCAUCUGAAGUUGCCGGUCCUUCUAGACUUUCUGGUGAUGUGCAGCGUGGUGCUAACUCAUCCACACGCUCUGCAGGUUCCGCAGCAUCCAUGGAGGAUGUUGAGUGA
This is a messenger RNA of Echinostoma caproni, 564 nucleotides long. Lineage: Eukaryota; Metazoa; Platyhelminthes; Trematoda; Plagiorchiida; Echinostomatidae. The record is from the annotation of a GenBank genome assembly.